CAACCGCAAUCGUACGGCCACAAACUUUCAAAAUUACCCUAGCGAUUGCAUACACACCCGUUGAUUCCCGUUGACACCUCGUUCCUCUUUACUCCCCGGCUAAGCAAGAUCCCUACAAUCCCAUAUUCUUUUUCCCCCAAUUCCUUCGUUUUCAGGACAUUUUACUAGAAUUUUUUGUUCUGAAAAAAUGGAAAAUUCAUCUGAUUUAAAGAAGGACGAGGAGGACUUCAUUAAACUUCCAGAAUCUAAUAGUCCGGGGGGUGGAAGUGUAAAUGGGAACAAUCAUAGUAGUAUGCCUAGUGAAGCUGACAGUCAACCUAUUGAUUCUGGUGUUAAGGAAGGCCAACUAAAUGGGGAGGUCGUAGUUAUUGAAAAAAUCGAACAUGCCCAAGUUACAUUAACUGAUAAUAAGGAACAUGAUUUAACCAGUGUCGAAGUAAACACUUCUACAGUUAUAGAAAAUAGAAUUUCAGUUUCUGUUGAGAAUGGUUCAUUAGUCCAAGAUGGAACUCAUAAGCGAACUGCAAGUCCUAGCCGCAACUCUGAGAUUGAUGCCGUAUCUGGUAGUAAAAGACCACGAAUAACCGUUGAUGAACAGCAAGCUUCAGUCCAUAUCGUUUAUAAUUCUAUAACAAGAGAGAGUAAACAGAAGCUUGAGGAGUUGUUACAAAAGUGGUCAGAAUGGCAUGCUCGACAUACUUCUUCAUCUCGUGAUUCAAAGGAUGAGCUAGAGUCCGGUGAAGGGACCUAUUAUCCAGCUCUAAAUAUCGGUUCGGACAAAUCUUCUGCAGUGUCCUUCUGGAUGGAUGGUCAAACUAGAAAUUUGCAAAGCAAGGAAGUUAUAACUUUAGAUAACAAUUCGGUCCCGCUUUAUGAUCGCGGGUAUUCUUUCGGCUUAACAUCAGCAGAUGGUCCGAAUAAUUUAGAGGGAGGAUUGGAAAUAGUAGACGGUUCUCGUUGCUUCAAUUGUGGUUCAUAUAACCACGCACUAAAAGAAUGCCAAAAGCCGCGUGAUAAUGCUGCUGUUAAUAAUGCUCGUAAACAACACAAAGCUAAACGUAAUCAGAAUUCAAUAUCUCGUAACCCGACCCGAUAUUAUCAAGACACACCCGGCGGAAAGUUUGACGGUUUAAGGCCCGGUGUCCUAGAUCCAGAAACACGAAAGCUUCUGGGCCUUGGGGAGCUGGACCCACCUCCAUGGCUUAACCGAAUGCGGGAGAUCGGUUACCCACCAGGAUACCUAGACGCGGAAGAGGAGGAUCAGCCAUCUGGGAUUGAAAUAUUCGGCGACGACGAGGUUGUUGUUAAGCAAGAAACAGAGGAUGGUGAAAUCCUUGAUAUGAAUAUAUCCCCUCCUCAUGGUGGUGGUGAGCCGCCUAAGCCCGAACCACCGAAGAAAAUGAGUGUUCAGUUUCCAGGAGUGAAUGCCCCGAUUCCGGAAAACGCUGAUGAAUGGCGGUGGGGAGCAAGGGCGUGGAAGUUUGAUCUACCUAGAAGUAGAUCAUCAAACCACAGGUAUCAUGAUUCAACAGAAUCUCCUGCAAGUAGUAGACACCGUUAUCCUGAAGAUAGGUGGAACCGCGAUUAUAGGGACGAUGGGCCGCCUGGAGUUGACCCGGUCAUCGGUUCCUUGCCGUCUAGCUUCUCGCCUAGGUACCCUGGUUAUGACUCUAGAGGGUCGAGUUAUGGAAGACGAAGCCCGUUGAUACGUGAAACGAGUUCGAGUCACGAUGAUGAUCGGUGGCACCCUUACUCGUCUGACUCUUCGUCCCACCGAAGGGAGCGCCAUGAAGACCGCCACCAUCGUAGUUGGCGGUAACAUGGGAGGUGUUUUCUAUUUAGGGGCAGAAAAAGCAUCAGGUGUACAUGGGUUAGAUGAGAUGAGUUGACAGUUGGUUAGCAAAAGAUGCUUGUGCUUUUGUUAGUUUAGCCUCGGUCCCAGUAUAUUUUACAACUAUACCCUUAUGAUCUGUGUUUUGUUUAACGGUGUACUUUUUAGACUAUGAUGUGUUGUAAACCGUAGUGUUUGGUGGGAUUAGCUAUUUAUCUCUCAUGGUUCCUUUCAUUAGCAACAUGUUACUUGAUCGCU
Messenger RNA from Helianthus annuus (common sunflower), 2089 nucleotides. RefSeq lists its product as uncharacterized. Lineage: Eukaryota; Viridiplantae; Streptophyta; Magnoliopsida; Asterales; Asteraceae. Gene Ontology annotation, cellular component: catalytic step 2 spliceosome. Bases 188 to 1819 code for a protein of 543 amino acids. The record is from RefSeq and is a predicted model, not a curated record. The transcript is spliced from 9 exons. Gene Ontology annotation, molecular function: RNA binding; zinc ion binding.